CAAAGGAACACUACCUGAUGGACAAAUGGUUGCAGUAAAAAGAUCUCAAGAGAAUUCAUUGCAAGGUGGGCAUGAAUUCAAAACUGAGAUUGAGUUGCUAACAAGAGUACAUCAUAAGAAUCUUGUCAAUCUUGUCGGCUUUUGCUUCGACCAAGGCGAACAAAUGUUGGUUUAUGAGUAUCUGCCUAAUGGUACUCUGAAAGAAAGCCUCUCGGGGAUGUCGGUAAUUCGUUUAGAUUGGAAAAAGAGACUAUGGAUUGCACUUGAUGCAGCAAGAGGUCUCUCCUAUCUGCAUUAUCUUGCUGAUCCUCCCAUUGUUCACAGAGAUAUAAAAUCAAACAACAUAUUGUUAGACAGUCACUUACAUGCCAAAGUCGCCGAUUUCGGUCUCUCCAAACCAAUGGCUGAUGACAGAAAGGGCCAUGUCACCACUCAAGUCAAAGGAACAAUGGGAUACUUAGACCCGGAAUACUACAUGACGCAACUAUUAACCGAAAAGAGCGAUGUCUACAGCUUCGGUGUAUUACUGCUUGAGCUAAUAACUGCAAGAAAGCCGAUAGAGAGAAACAAAUACAUUGUGAGAGAAGUAAAAGCAGCCAUUGACAGGAAGAAGGAACUGUAUGGCCUUGGGCAACUUGUUGAUUCAACAAUUGGAUUGUCCAAUACAUUGGCUGGAUUCAACAGGUUUGUGGACUUAGCUUUGAUGUGUGUGGAGGAAUCAGGAACAGACAGGCCUACAAUGAGUGAGGUGGUCAAGCAGAUUGAAAGUAUCAUGCAACUUGCAGGCAUUAAUCCUAAUCCUGAAUCAGCAUCAACUUCGGCCAGUUACGAUGAUUCUUCGCGAGGCCAUUUGUACGGCAAUGAAGCUCUUGUGAAUUACAGUGGUGCCAUACAUUCACCAAGGUCUGACACCAAGUGAAUUUGGAUGUUUUUUUUAAGUGUGUUUUUCAUCCAUGGUUAGUUCCAUGUCUUUGUUUUGGUUUAUUUGUGUUUGCAUGUAAUUUAUAAGUCUUUGGUUGCUGUAAAAAUUCUGGAUAGGUUUGGGUUAAUCAGUUUGGGAUUAAAUCAUUCAUUGAUCAUGUAAAUUAUUUUAUUUUAUUUUAUUUUUUUAAUUUUUUUAUAAUAUGGACCGACAAGUAUAGAAGUGCACUAUUUAUAAUAAUUGAUUGAC
Messenger RNA from Dioscorea cayenensis subsp. rotundata (Guinea yam), 1171 nucleotides. RefSeq names its product probable leucine-rich repeat receptor-like protein kinase At5g49770. The transcript is spliced from 2 exons. Gene Ontology annotation, cellular component: membrane. The record is from RefSeq and is a predicted model, not a curated record. Gene Ontology annotation, molecular function: ATP binding; protein kinase activity. The coding region runs from base 26 to 919 and encodes 297 amino acids. Lineage: Eukaryota; Viridiplantae; Streptophyta; Magnoliopsida; Dioscoreales; Dioscoreaceae. Gene Ontology annotation, biological process: protein phosphorylation.